GUGAGCAGGACGCUGCGCAGGAAGACUCAGUGACAGCAGGAACAACGUCUGUGAGCUGGUGGCAAAUUAGAGUGUGUUGAACAAGCAAGAUGUCCUAUGCCAGCGAUAAACUUAAUGAUGGUUAUUUGCGGCAGAAUAUGCCGACCAUCGUUAGCAAGGUGAAAGUGAGAGAAAUAGUACCGUACCUUCCCUGCCUGACGGCUCAUGACAGGGAAAACAUCGAGGCCAAACGGGAAACUUCUGGGAAUUUCAAUGCCAUGGUGCUUCUCCUGGAUUGUCUGAAGAGACGGGAGAACUGGCCGGAGCAGUUCAUCCAGGCACUAGAGGCUUGUGAACACCCAAACCUCGCAGCUGCCAUCAAAAAGGAAUACGACUCCCUGCUACAGGUUAACAAUCCCAGCUCAGGCUCGGCUGCAGCUACCGUGGUCAGGGCUCAUGUCCACCCUGCUCCAGCCGCCAGCCAGCUGCCCGUCUCCGAGAGCGUUGCUGAUGUUCAGCCGGCUCCCCCGGAGCCAGCCUCUCAGGCCCCGGCUCCUGUCCAGGCUCCUGCACAGCAGCAAGUCCCUCAGAUGGCGGCCGAUUCCCCACCUGAACCCAUCUCUGAGCCGCCCGCUCAGGAUGAGCUUCCACGUCUUCCGUCUACUCCGCCGCCAUCUCCUGAGAUCCAGCAUGCAGCCGAGGGAAAACACGCUCCCCACCAGGAGCCGGAGGAAAACUCAGAGUCUGAUAUCCGGGAUUCUUCUGGUGAUACCGGCGCAGGGAAGAAAGAGCCUGUCGUCGUGGUGAGGGACCAGAUGUUGAGGCAGCAACAUCCGGUCCCUCAAAGUGGAACAGAUCAUCUCCAAACAGCAGAGGCCACAAAGCCGAGUCUGUCUUUAACGUCGGUCAGCUCUGAUGUGUCUGAUGGGUCAUCUGUGCCAACUCUGACUCCAGAGAAACAGCCGGUCCAGGACACGACCCCACCAGCACACAAGGUUCCUCUGCAGCCCCAGAUGAGCGCUGAACACAAAGCUGCUCAGGCUGUUAAAAGUAGACUGCAGACUGAAGCUUCUUCUUCUCCUGAGCCGUUUUCCAACAAGAGAGAUGGCUUUCAUCAAGACGCCGAUGAUAACUCGGUGUGCCUGAGCAAACCUACUCAGCUCGUCAGCAUCCAGCCAGUUAAUCACCCCAGUCCUCCAGUCCAGCCGCAGAGCUCCUCGCUGCAGCCUUACUCCGGCGACAGUGGGCGACUGGAACUAAGCGACCCUUCGUCGGAUACCCGUCUUCCUUCCUGCACCGCUCAAGUCGAGAAGCCUGAUUCAGCAGAACCGCAUCAGGAGAACGGGAUUGCUCCGGACCACAGCGAGCCAGAAGAGAACCACUAUGAGUCUCCAAACCAGAGCUUCGACGUGGCGGAGAACGUGGUUCACGUAGCAGAGAUGCCAUCCAUCCUCAAUUGCGACGGCCAAGCUCCAGAGCCACAACUUCAAAUUGUCAACGGAGAACCGGCCAAACGAAGCUUCUCUGCAAGCGUCAACGCUGGAGAUGACACUGUGUCGAGUUUUAACAGCCUCCACAGUGAGAACUACGCCCCCAUCGAGUCAAAGCCUCUGCCCAACUCAGAGAAAACCACUCCUCCCGAUCCCAGCGACGGCCAAUCCAUGACAAGAAAGUACAUUCUGAUCGCUGCUGGACUGGGGGCCUGCGCUCUGUUGAUGGCGUUGAAGUUUAAGCGUUAAAGACAGGCAAGUUAAGGGGGCAAGGAUAGUGACUGAGAGUCGUCAUGGUGUCAUAUUGUAAUCCUUACACUGAGAGGGCACAGGACAGACGUUUAAUAAUUACAGGUAGUAACGACAGCUUCCAUGGCAGACCUUUGUUCGUGUCAUUAAUUCAUAUUUGUUGUUGGUGUUCAGCAAUGAAUGACUUUGACUUUGGCAUAAAUAAAACAAAUCAGAACUCUUGACAUUA
Messenger RNA from Gambusia affinis (western mosquitofish), 1947 nucleotides. It is a transcript of the gene mavs, whose product is annotated as mitochondrial antiviral signaling protein. The record is from RefSeq and is a predicted model, not a curated record. NCBI's taxonomy places the organism in Eukaryota, Metazoa, Chordata, Actinopteri, Cyprinodontiformes, Poeciliidae. The transcript is spliced from 5 exons. Bases 90 to 1718 code for a protein of 542 amino acids.